Brassica oleracea var. oleracea is the source of this 474-nucleotide messenger RNA. RefSeq lists its product as uncharacterized. The record is from RefSeq and is a predicted model, not a curated record. NCBI's taxonomy places the organism in Eukaryota, Viridiplantae, Streptophyta, Magnoliopsida, Brassicales, Brassicaceae. The coding region runs from base 1 to 474 and encodes 157 amino acids. The transcript has a single exon.
AUGAUACAGUUGAAACCUAUGCUAAAUGAUUUUAUGAGGUGUUUGGUGAAUAAUGGUACAUCCUCCUCUUUUUGGUUUGUUACCUGGACACUUCUAGGCCCUCUGAUCGCCGUACUUGGUGAAGGUGGACCCAGAAUGUUACGUCUCAGGAAGUGCGCAACAGUUUCUGAAUCUACAAACCAUGGAGCAUGGCACCUUCCUUCGGCGAGAUCUCCUGCUGCUGAGACUCUUCAAAUAGUGUUGACAACAGUCUCUCCCCUGUCGCCUCAUAGGGGUGAUGAUCAGUACUUAUGGCCCAAGGCUGAUGGAAGCUUUGGUCCUCUCUUUUCCUCAAAGACUACUUGGGAAAUCAUAAGGAAGAAAUCACCUACAGUCUUCUGGCCUAAGGUGAUCUGGUUCAAGGAAAUAUACCUAGCAAUGCAUUUGUUACUUGGAUGGCUAUGCUACGUAGACUACCAACUCGUGAUCGCUUGA